AAAAGUAACAGCAACAAAACUCAAAGCAUCGAUUUUGGACUUGAAGUCUGAAAUAGAAACAGUAAGAACUCGAGAAAAUCUCUACAGAAAUUCUCAAUUUGAUGCAAAUCUAACAAAAAUUAUUGCGAUUCGAAGCUUCCCUUCGAGAUCGAUAUCUGCAAACAUCACCCAGAUAUGGCUGGGUUAGAGGAAUUAAGGAAGAAGCUGACGCCAUUGUUUGAUGCUGAGAAGGGAUUCUCCACUGCCUCGACCUUGGACCCUUGCGAUUCGUACACACUAUCGGACGGCGGAACCGUGAACUUGUUGAGCCGAUCGUACGGCGUGUACAAUAUCAACGAGCUCGGAUUGCAGAAGUGCACGUCCUCGGCGGCGGCCGACGAGAGCGAGAAGACGUACCGGUGCGCCUCGCGCGAGAUGAGGAUUUUCGGAGCGAUCGGUAGCGGAGCCAGUAGCGUCGUUCAGAGAGCGAUUCACAUUCCGACGCAUCGGAUUUUGGCUCUCAAGAAGAUUAAUAUCUUCGAGAAGGAGAAAAGGCAACAGCUUUUGACUGAAAUAAGGACGCUCUGCGAAGCGCCUUGUUACGAAGGUCUUGUGGAAUUCCACGGUGCGUUUUAUACGCCGGAUUCUGGCCAAAUUAGCAUAGCGUUGGAGUAUAUGGAUGGAGGAUCUUUGGCUGAUAUCUUGAAGCUGAAGAAAAGAAUACCUGAACCUGUUCUUUCCUCUAUGUUUCAAAAGCUUCUUCAUGGAUUGAGUUAUUUGCAUAGUGUUAGGCAUUUAGUCCACAGAGAUAUAAAGCCGGCGAAUUUGCUUGUGAAUCUCAAGGGAGAGCCAAAAAUAACGGAUUUCGGAAUUAGUGCUGGCUUAGAGAAUUCAAUGGCGAUGUGUGCUACUUUUGUUGGAACUGUUACUUAUAUGUCGCCGGAGCGGAUUAGGAACGAUAUUUAUUCUUAUCCAGCUGAUAUUUGGAGCCUUGGUCUUGCUCUAUUUGAGUGUGGUACCGGAGAAUUCCCAUAUACAGCUACUGAAGGGCCGGUUAAUCUUAUGUUGCAGAUAUUGGACGAUCCAUCACCCUCACCUUCUAACAAUUUUUCUCCGGAGUUCUGUUCAUUUAUUGAAGCCUGUUUGCAGAAGGAUGCAGACGCUAGGCCAACAGCAGAGCAGCUACUCUCACACCCAUUCAUUACGAAGUAUGAAAAUGCUCAAGUAGACUUAGCAGCAUUUGUAAGAAGCGUAUUUGAUCCAACACAAAGGAUGAAGGACUUAGCUGAUAUGCUUACAAUUCAUUAUUACCUACUCUUUGAUGGACCUGAUGAGCUUUGGCAGCAUACAAAAAAAUUAUACAAUGAAGAUUCAAUUUUCAGCUUCUCUGGAAAGCAAUCAGUUGGUGGAAAUGAAAUCUUCAUGACUCUCUCGAGCAUACGAAGUACAUUAGCUGGUGAUUGGCCCCCUGAAAGACUUGUGCAUGUUGUCGAAAAACUUCAAUGCCGUGCUCAUGGCCAGGAUGGAGUUGCAAUAAGGGUAUCAGGUUCCUUCAUUGUUGGAAAUCAGUUCCUCAUAUGUGGAGAAGGCAUACAACCAGAGGGCUUGCCAAGUUUUAAAGAUCUCUCCAUUGAUCUUUCUGGUAAGAGAGUGGGAACUUUUCGUGAGCAGUUCAUCAUGGAGCCGAGCAGUGUUAUUGGCUGCUAUUUCAUUUCGAAACAAGAGCUUUACAUCAUGAAGUAGUCGACUAACAUCAAUUCUCGUGAGGAUGGUAUGUUGCAACACUUCGUUCACACUUCACAGGCUUACAUCCCUUGUAAUUUAACCGUCUUUGGCAUUGCCACUGCAAUCUACGUCCUGUGAAUGGUGCCCGAAUGCUGGACACAGCCUGUGUGUGCUAUUAGCUCCCAAUGCAACAGAAUCUACAAAAGCAUGGAACAAUAGGACAUUUCAGCCAUGAAUCCAUGGAAAGCAAAUUGUACAUCUUCACUUGAUACUUAUUUCAGACUGUAAUUCCAAAGUUGAUACGCAGGUGGAGAUGAAGUUCCAAACCACGCCAAUUUCAGAGUCAUCGUAAAUUAUUUACGAGUUUUGUUAAUGUAAAUUAUAACAGUUGAUGUGUUAUAGUGCUACUAAAUGGAGUUUCAAUAUAAAUCUUUUCAUAUGACUUCAUCGAGACCUCGUAAAGAGAAUCCUUUCGACAUCCUUAUAUUGUUCGU
Molecule: messenger RNA, 2198 nt
Organism: Morus notabilis
Lineage: Eukaryota; Viridiplantae; Streptophyta; Magnoliopsida; Rosales; Moraceae
Product: mitogen-activated protein kinase kinase 3
Exons: 10
Coding region: 175-1722 (515 amino acids)
Biological process (GO): MAPK cascade; protein phosphorylation
Molecular function (GO): MAP kinase kinase activity; ATP binding
Source: RefSeq, a predicted model, not a curated record